Messenger RNA from Westerdykella ornata, 4220 nucleotides. RefSeq lists its product as uncharacterized. NCBI's taxonomy places the organism in Eukaryota, Fungi, Ascomycota, Dothideomycetes, Pleosporales, Sporormiaceae. The record is from RefSeq and is a predicted model, not a curated record. Bases 220 to 3996 code for a protein of 1258 amino acids. The transcript has 2 exons.
GAACGCAAUUGCCCAACCCGAACGCGACGACGGCUUUCUCUCACCAUCAUCUACUCUCACCCCUUUGCUCGAGGUAUUCGGCGAUCCUCUGGCCGCAGCGCGCAGUUCGAAACCGCGCCGCCACUGUGCUUCUUCGACCUGUUCUCUAUGCUUUCGCUCCAGCGCCAACACAGUCGGUCGGCCUUGGAGUGGCCACAAGAGAUAUGAACACUCUGCGCAAUGGCAGCCAAUAACUAUCCCCAUUACAACUACCAGGAUUAUCAACAAAGCGCCGCUCCUCAGUACUCCGCCUCCCAGACCGCGCCUUCCGCUGCGACACUGGCGCAAAACUCGCGACAGCAGUACCAGCAACCGGCGCCCGCGGCACCCCCCAAAACGGCCGACUACCUCUCGUCAUAUGGGGGUCAGACUUAUAACAACCAGCCCAACGCCUAUUCUUCCGGGCAGGGCAGCACAUGGGCCAGUAGUACUUAUGGCACCAACAGGGAGACCACGAGGGGUGCCGCUGAGGUGCUGAGAAAUAUGAGCAACACUUCGUAUGUGUCCAACACAACGCCUGCAGUCAGUCAAUCAGGAUAUACUGCCGCCAAUCUUGCGACAGCUAGAUACUCGAACGCUUCACCGGCUCCGGCGCAGACGCAACAAAUGCACUCCACGCCCUCUACGCACUCUUACCCGCUGGCCCAGACGCAGGUGCAGACUCAGACGCAACCGCCACAAGCGCACAGUCGUCCCCAUAGUGUCAACGCCAAUCCAAGCCAGACGAGCUCUGCUCGCGGUCUGCCAUCCCCAGCCAUGGCGGCCGGCUAUCCUGCACAGCGAUCUCAGAACACUUACGCUCAGCAACCUCAACGCUCCGCAAGUCCAGCACAGCCCCAAUACAAUCGAACUACUGCUACCGCCGAAGCGAACACGUCAAAUACCCUAAACUCCUCUUCUACUCAGUACUCAGGCUAUGGCAGCAGGCAACUCCCGGAUGUGGCUGCAUCGCGAAGCACGGCUGGCACGCCUGUAUCUGCAUCCUACAGCUAUGCAGAAAGCCAAUCAACGGUUCCUCCUGCCCAGACACCCGCACCCCCAACUGCUACUGAAGCAUACAAUCAGGGUACGGCGACCGUCGACCCUAUGGCGGUGUAUAACCCCUGGCAAGAGUACCAAAGGCAACAGGAAAAGGCCCGGCAGCAAAAAGCGGCUGAGGAUGCGGCGCGUGCAGAAGAAGAACGCAAAAUACAAGAGGAGGAGCGCAAGAAAGAGGAAGAGCGCAAAAAAGAGGAGGAGCGUAAAAGGGCGGAGGAGCAAGAGCGGGCUCGACAAGCUGCCCAAGCUAAACCAAGAAAGCAAAAACAGCAACCAGCUGCGAAUACUGCCAAUGCUUCUACAGACGAUGCUCAAGAGUCUUCAGGUGCUGGCGAAGACCUCGAGGCUGAAAUCAGGGCCAUGAUGGCGAAAAUGAGAGAACUCAACAGCAAAGAUCCGGCGCUUCUAGCUCGUAUAUGGGAAGAGGAAAGGAGGGCAAAAGCCCCUAAGUCACCUACAGCGCAGCCCAAGGCAACUGCACCACCAGCGCCAUCGAAACCUGCCCAACCAUCGACUCAGUCCGCCCCAACUGCUAUUAGCAACCAGCGGAAGAAAGCUGUCCCGAAAGAAACGGCAAACAGUGCAGGCACUUCAAGGACGCAAGCCCGACCGCCUGCUGCAGUGCCUGCUGCACAGCCUGCUACGUUGCCUGCUUCAGUGUCUGUGCCGGCGUCAACCUCACAGCCGCCAGCAACAGUUGCUGGACCCCCAAAACCGUCUGGGAGCACUAUAUGGCCUGCAGAGAAAAUAAAGCAGCUGGCGACUGCGGCUAUGGCAUACCUGAACGGCCAAAACCCCAACAACCCGCUCACGGUGGAAACCAUUCUGGCUAUGCUUGAUAGCAACCCUUCGUAUAUCGAAUUGUGUGAAAUCCUCGAGGCUAAGUCUAUGAAGCUGGAUCGCGCCGUAUUUGCAAAAGCACUGCUGACGGCGGUGCCCGAUGUGAACUCGGCUUCACGGGCUCAAGCACAGCCUCGAACAGCAGCACAACAUGUUCGUGCACCGCUUUCCGCGCGACCUCAGGCUCCGCCCGCUGUUAUUGCGCAUAGGACUGGUGGUCCGGCGAUUCCAAGCCCUCAAUAUGCCCAGGCUCAGUCACCCAUGGACAGAACGUCGUAUCCACCGUUCCCCGACAAUCAAUCCCAGUCGCCCGCGCCGGUUGCUCAGAUGAUACCACUAAAGGCCGAGCUGAAACUACCUGCUAAUAAAGAAGAAGCCGCAAGAAAACGGAGUUUCCAAGAUCUUAUCGACCUGACCGAGGCAGACGAGGAUGAAGACUUGGGAUUGCCUCCAAAAAAGCAGCCAAACCUGGGAUCCAUGUAUUCCUAUGGCUCACCAGCCCCUGCGUUCGACGACGGCAUGGACAUCGACGGAGGCCGCACGCCGACAACCAACUUCCCUGUCGCAGUACCUGUGCCUUCUCAGCCUAGUCAUGCUCCCGCCUUGGAAACGCCCCCACCGGUACCUCUCAAUGACCAUAGACAAGAUCUAAGGCACCGGGUCCUUGUCCAACCUCUAGAAAAGAAAAAGGCGCUGCGACGUAACGGGUAUAACAUCAAGACUAUUGCGCGAGACGUUUUGCUUGCCUGUGGAAGGCAUCCAACUGAAAGAGCACUGAACGCACAUCUUGAGAUCCUCAAGUCGAGUCUACCUUCUAUCACUAAUGAUGCAGACCUGAGCACCUUGCGAUGGGACCUGAUCGACCCCGGUGAGCCGCCCAAGGGAUACUAUAAAGACUCAGGGCAAGCUUUGGCUGAAGACGCGGACGAUGAAGACGACAGCGACGAGGAGCAACGCAGCCCUCCACGGUCACGUGCUACCUCACUAGCGCUUGGCGGACCUGCGGCCCAAGCUCUUCCAGCAACCAACCCCUUCAAAGUCAAAGGUCGACGCGGUCGACCGCCGCGACACUCUUACCCAGGCCCCGAAAGCGACGUUCACCCACUUGCACAAACGCCUGUCCGCUCUGGCAGCUCCAAGGUCCAUGUGACCAUGAGCGCGAGCGCGCCACGACCUACCGCCGCCGGUGUUGGUUACUCCGCAUUUCGAGCCGCCACGGGAAUUGGUCCGGAUGGCAAGCCCUUACCCAAGAAGAAAGGCCGGCCGGUAGGCUGGCGCAAGGCUAUUCACGAUUCUGCGGCUGCACUGGCGCGACCUGCAGCGAAUGGCCACACUGGACCAUACUCCGCGUCAACGCCAAACCGUUUUGUGCCGUCCCAGCCAAGUAGUUUGAGAAACGUCAGAACUGGCGUUGAUGGACCUAUAGAAAUACGUUCCCGUUCGCCCAGCGCGGUACCAAGGGCCGGACGAUACCAAUCAUUCAAAUGCCAGUGGCAGAACUGCAAGGCCGACCUUCAUAACCUCGAGACCUUGAAGAAACACGUCCACAGAGUCCAUUGCAAGAAGACUCUCCGAGGCACUCUGGAAUGCUUUUGGGGCGAUUGCGGGAGAGAAGUCACUAACGUAGAUUCAAUGUCGGGUAUGCGUAUGGAAAGGCAUGCACCUUUGUCCUUUGUGGAUGAAGCCAGCUGGCGUGAACAUCUUGAGCUUAGGCACUUCGGUCCACUAUCAUGGGAGCUUGGAGAUGGACCUGCAAGUGGCCUCUCUGAUGCGAACGAAGUAGACGACUACCUCAGCGAUGCGCAAGGCCGCCGUGUCACGCCCCGGAUCUCCGUGGAUGUAUCACAAUAUACAGGCGGUACCUCGACAACCGGCACCCCUCGCCGUGGGCGGCCGCCAAAACCAAAGACGACAAAGGAGCAGGAGGCUCUUGCGACACAAGAACGUUUGGUGGCUCACAAAAGGCGGAUGGGAGGGCCGGGCAUUGACCGCGGCGGAGCGACGUUAGUGAACGACAAGCGAAGAAGGGGUUUUUCCGAUGACGAUACUACGGAGCCGGAAAUUGUGGACGCGGAAUGAUAUAAAGGGACACCGAAACGGAGGGAUCGUUACUCUGUAGCGGUAUAGCCUGGAGUACAUUGCAUAGCGGGUGUCUUAAUGCUAUCGAGUUUUUGUACCACAGUUUUGAGGGGCGCCUCUCAGUCAUAUGGGAUGAGUGUGAUGGGCCAACAGAAUCACCACCAGAAUAUGAUACCCAGGGCUCCUGAUCUAUAAGGCGGUCCUAGGCCCUUCGACACUCUCAU